Molecule: messenger RNA, 825 nt
Organism: Budorcas taxicolor (takin)
Lineage: Eukaryota; Metazoa; Chordata; Mammalia; Artiodactyla; Bovidae
Product: cytochrome c oxidase assembly factor 1 homolog
Exons: 7
Coding region: 205-612 (135 amino acids)
Biological process (GO): mitochondrial respiratory chain complex I assembly; mitochondrial respiratory chain complex IV assembly
Cellular component (GO): mitochondrial inner membrane
Source: RefSeq, a predicted model, not a curated record
CGUUUGCCCCACCCACCCCCACACGCUCCACUUCCGGAAGGGGCCGUCAUGCUCUCUGUGGCUAGGUGUUUCUACGCCUAACAGCGUACUGGAGCUUCUCUGCUGGACUCUGGAGUUUUACAAAAGCCUUCUUCUCGGGCAACCUUCCUUAGAUGGUUUUCAAGGAAACUGGGCUACGAAGUGGCAAAGUCUCUAGGAAGCAGGAUGCCAAUGCCUCUGGGGAAACAGAUCUUUUUCGCUGGAGUGGCAGCUAGUGGGGGCUGCGCCAUUCUGUACUACCUGGUCCAGAAAACGUUUUCCAGAGCUUCUUAUUACCAGCUGGCCCUGGAGCAGCUGCACAGCCACCCUGAGGCACUGGAAGCUCUGGGCACCCCUCUCAAUGUUCACUACCUCCGACUCACCGACAAGUACAACUUUGUGGACAUUGCCGAAGCAAAGCUGAAGAUCCCUGUCUCUGGACCAAAGUCAGAAGGCCAUCUCUAUGUCAGCUCAUCUAGAGAUGCCCCCUUUAAGAGGUGGAACCUUCAGGAGGUCUUCUUAGAGCUCAAGGAUGGUCAGCAGAUUCCCCUUUUCAAGCCCAGCAGGGACAACGAUGAGGUGAAAAAGGAGUGAAGAUGAUCAGCUCCCUCUGCUCCUGGCCUCCCUGGUCACCAUGCGUCCCCCAGGGCUGCAAGUGCGGCCAUAUGUGAUCUCUGUAUCAUUCUAAUUUAACCACAGUGAACCCUACUGAAGUUUUUAGUUUAAUCAGAAACUUACUGUAAUUUACAAGAAUUUGAAAGUUCUCUGUAUAGAAUAAAGGGAAUCAGUAUUAAUAAUGUUGAUUUC